GAUCAGUGCUUUCCCAACUCAACUCGUGACAGUCUGAGGCAGCCACCACCGAGAAUCCCGUUGGUGGCUGAAUUAUUACUUGAUAUCGAGCAGCAACGAACGAUUACCCAUAAAGGCAUCGUCAGGGAUAAAGAUGUUCUAUUCAAACGUCGCUAGUUAGCUUUCUGCCCAAAGAGCCCAUGUUUCUGGCCCGAGGAGAACGAUCAUCGCCAAUUUCCCCUCAGAGAAGCGACGUACGUACACUAUCUCGUGUGAUGCUUCAGACCACUCCGCGAGCCGCCCCAAAGGCCGGAUUGAUUCACCAGCACCUUUCCUUUAGAUAGUUGCGUGGAAAGCCGCGAGGUGCCAUCAGACGAGGACUGUUAACUAUGGCAACAACCUACACACACGUCGACGAAAAACGCAUUCUUCAGAGUGAACUUAAAAGAGUCACCGUAUCAGAGCCACGUCCGGAACGUGCCCCAAUACAUGUAGGAACCGUAGCCUCAUCGGAACACCCAAUGAUACCGGCAGCUACAGGGACCUCCGAAUCGUGAGGCAGUGGGGUGUGCGUCUUGCCUUUGCUACUGGUACCCGUGCAUGCAAGGACCUUUCACUAUUUCGCGAGGAAACCAACAGAUCACUGAUAGAUGUCACUGGCCAGAAGCAACAACCAAAUUUGAGCGAAACCAGCACCAACGCCCGCACUUGGAUACCGGUUAGAGUUUGGGCAGCUUGAGUGCUGCAUGCAAGGUGCAAAGUGGGACAGGCUACGGGGCACGGUCACAGUGCCGAUCCUGAAUUGAUUCCUUAACUCUUCAGGAGCAACCACGUCAUCACGGGGAAUGUGGUCAAUUUUGGCCAGUCGUCGCAGCAAUCUUGACAAGAUUGAUCGGAGUUUAGUCGUCCAAAAGAUCCGGUACCUGGUACCGUACCACUCCCAGGCUCCGCCAAUCGCCACUUGCAAGAGUCUCAUUAUUCCUUGACGAUCUCAGAUCUCAGAACAACAAAACCACAAAAUCAAACUCAAACAACAACGAAUACCCACAGCACGCAACAUGGCAGCCCAAAGCACAUCCCGAGAACCUCGCAAGGUACGAGGCAGACCAUCGCAGCGAAGCAGCAUUGCCAGCAGCAACCAUGAUGCCAGGCCUCCUCUUUCCCCCUCGCGACGCCCUUCCCGACCAAGCACGGGAAGCAGCAACAUCACUUGGUCGCCUUCUCCCUCCCAAACGCAGCUCCUUCUUUCUGAAGACAGCUACUGGAUGGUGGAUAUUGGUGGAUACUGCUCAAAAAGAACUUUGCACAGGAGAAACGAAGUGAUGGCUGUUGAGGACAACAACGACGAAGAAUGUCAGAUCCCCACGAAGCAAAAAGCUCAACGUGAGACGAGCGACAACGACCUUUUCGGACUGGCCUUUCUGGAAGAGGACCGAAAGCAAUAAUAUGUCAUCAUCAGAAGGCUUGGCAAUGAUAUGUUUGAAUGGGGAAUGAUUGUAAUGGAAUCUACUAGCAGUAUAGUAUUCAGUGGAUAAAGAACAUGUUCGGUAUCCUGUUUGGAUCUUGAUGUCCGUUUACUUGCCGGCGUGCUACCGGUAGCUACUAGUAGUACCGGUACAUGUAGAGGGUCCAACCAAGUCAAGAUUAGAAGUGAAAUACACAAAACAUCAUCAUGGUCAGUUCUGGAGCGUUAGGGUGGAAACUCCGACGAAGGCGAAAACAAAAACGGUGCGCGAAAAAGAAAAGUGAUGGAAGGAUGGAGGGGCGCAAAAGAUGACUGCUUGUUGGGGUUCAGUCCCAGCGUUCCCGCACUGAGCCAACCCCCAUUAUUUAGGAGUUACAACAGGCAGCUCGCAGCUUAGAUCUUUUGCCGGGAGGUGCGGUAACCAUAACACUCCAUUUGUACCUUUGAGUUUUGAAUCAAAAGCUACCGUAGCACAAGAUUUACCCAAACUGCCUAGAUAUAUCAAUGCUCUUGUCCCGGUUGCUGGUUUCUUGGGAAGUUCUCACUGGACUGCUUGAACUUCAUUAUUUGUUCCUGGAUCCGCAGCGUCGCCUCUCGAAAUCCUUUUUUGGUUCCCUCUGAUCUUUCUGUCUUUCCUUCCUCGAGCAAUCCAAUCCAGUAUUACCAAACCAAUUAGUCUACUAGGCAAACAGGAAGGCUCGAGCAAACCAUGAGUGACAAUCCAAGCAACAAAUUGAAAGGAUCGGGCGAGGAGCAUGGGACUACUGGCAGGACCGAAUAUUCCUCCUCUGAGCAGGAGAGGGCCGCAAACACCCCUGUGGUCGCAGAAGGUACACAAAAAGAUGAGGCCUUCAAGACUCUAGUCAACAUCCUUGACCAGAAAGUCCAGGAAAAUACAAAACCUGUUGCCAUAUCAAACACAGAUGCUAGAAACGAAACCCGAGGCGAAAACGAUGACACCGUCUUGGAGGUCGCCAGGUCUGAAGUUGAACUGCCCAGCAGAAUGCUGACGGAAGCAGCACCCGGGGCCUAUGCUGUUCCUGGGCGACUAUCUACAGCAGCUUCUUCUGGAAACGAAUUGCCGGGCGACGAGGCUGCUGCUCCCAAUCCUACUGCCGACAAUCCAAAUUCAACCACUACGGUCACCGCUUUUUUGUCGCCUGCAGAGAAUCAAAAUCGCACCAAUGGCGGCAGUCACCAUCAAACCGUCGGAGAACUGGUUGUCCAUGCAAGCCCUGACGAUGAUGACAACAGAAACCAAGAAAACGCAAAAAAAAGAAAAGUCGUGGCCUUUGUGGGCGUAUUGCUAUUGCUGGCUGUGAUUGUUGUCAUUGUGAUGGCAUUGGCAGGAGCCUUUGGCAGCAAGACAGAUGACGAGUCUGGCAAGGCAGAGUCUGGCACAGCAAACGGUUCCUCAAAUCUUGCUGAUGUUAAUGACACGGCAGUGGACAUUGCCAACAACUUGCGAUUUUCCAAGACACUCAGGAAAAUAAAGUCCGAGGGAAUACUACACUGCCCUUUCAUGCCAAUAGCAGGAUACAUGUUUGCCAAUUCAACCACUGGUGAUGCUGAUGGUAUUCAUACUGUUAUGUGCCGAGCCAUUGGGUCUGCCAUCUUUGGGGCUGAUCGUCUACCAUCUGGAUUUAGUGGUCGCAACAAGCUGUGGACUGUCAAUGCCACUGUUGGCACAAUGUUCGAAGAGAAAUAUAAGGAUUUCAAUGAAACCUUCCCCAGGAUUGAAUGGGUGGAUCUAACUCCAGUUCGGACUGGAAGGGGACUCUCACAAAUUUUUACAGGUAUUGGUUACACCAUGGAACGGCAUACUUACGAGCAUUUCCUCAAGUUUGGACUGUCCUUCACCCAACCAUAUUCUUUUGAGGGAGCUUACAUAUCUGGCAAUCCUUUCUUUGUGGAAUGCUUUGUUGACAAGGGCUUCAAGCAUACGCAAGAAUGCAAAGACUUGUCUAUUUGCACCAACAUGGGCUCAUCGUACUACACAUUUCUUUCGAGGGUCAUUCCAGAUCGGCGCAUCCACAAGAUCCAGUUUUACACAGAUGCCUAUCCCAUGUUUGUCAAUGCAUCAUGUAACCUGAUCAUCCAUUCUGCGGGGGAACGGGCCAGGGAUGUUGUCCUGAACCAAUAUGGCUACAAAGGGAACUUUACUACCAGUGGUGCUGUUUUCAACAAAGAGCCUAUUGGGCUUGGGACGUUUAAAGGUGACCCAGUUUGGGAUGACUUUGUCAAUGCUGUGGUCCAGUCCUUAGUCUCUGCUGAAUUGCACGGUAUCACCAAAGCAACAGCUCGCCUGUUUCCUCAGACUGAUGUCUUCGGCGAAGACUUCAGGGAUAUGUUCCGAAACGCAAUUGGGGCGGUUGGAAACUUUGCAGAGAUAUAUGAGGAGCAUCUGCAAGAGGCCAUCCCACGGGAAGCAGUGAACACUAUCAACAAUGGUAAUGCUGGACUUUUGUUCGCCGCACCACUGGGAACCCAAAAGCUUUGGUCAAAUUUUACUCUUGGCCACAAUAUUCAACGAGUUCUGGAACGUGGGCGGCUGUUCUGUGGUGUCCGGUUGGGCCGGCCUGGCUUUGCUACUGGUAAAAAUGACAAUGGCACGGUCCCCACAUUUGCUGGGAUGGACGUUGAUUUUUGCAGGGCUGUUGCAGCCAGUAUGUUUGGUGGUGAUACUGAAGCUGUAGACUACAUCGAGCUGAAUUCAAGUGACCCCAGUGAUGGCUACGUUAAGCUUGCUGCCGGUGGGGUUGAUGUGGUUGCUGGUGCAACUUGGAAUCUUGCCAAUGAUGUGAAAGAACCUGGCACAGGAAUUGGCUUUGCCUUUUCACAACCCUACUUUUAUGGGUACGGUGAGGAAGAGGACAACCUUUGCCUUGCUUCGAUGCAGGAUGAUCAAGUAUGGUCAACUUACUUGUACUGGGUUGUUGGCUGCACCAUCUAUGCCGAGCAAGAAGGAAUUGGCCAGACCAACUCAACAAAGAUGCCCUUGAUUUAUGCUUUUGGUGAAGGCUUUCAACGGAUGUUUCGAGAUAUUGUUCUAGCUGUCGGAAAUUACAAAGAAAUGUACUCCCGAAACAUCGAGCCCACCAUCCCUCGGUCAGUCCACAGAAGAAACAGUUUGAACUAUGGAUCAAGUUCGGGCCCUCAGCUCUACCCCAUGCCCGGUUUCAUGUAAUACUGCCUCCUAAAUUGAUAAUAAUUUUGCACAACUGGGCUACCAGUAGCUAGCUUCAUCUAGCUUCUAGCUAGCAAGUGCCAGCAACACGGCUUCCC
Molecule: messenger RNA, 4729 nt
Organism: Seminavis robusta
Lineage: Eukaryota; Bacillariophyta; Bacillariophyceae; Naviculales; Naviculaceae
Source: the annotation of a GenBank genome assembly